UCAGGGAACUUCACUUAAGAGUGGUAGGUUCGAAAUCUCUAUUCGAUUAUAUAAAAAAAGUAUAUUCGUAUAAACAACCGUAUUAAUAACCUACUUUAAAAAAAGAGUUUAUUUAUUUCAACACAUAAACAUUAGUACAAUAAGGGACCAAAUAUAUAGGCCACAUGAAUUAUUCUAUUUGUGUAAGGGCUGGGACACUGCACGAGUGUCCAAACCAAAGUAGGUGAUUUUCCUAAGGGGUCACCCCCCCGAAUCCACAAGGCAAUAAACCAACGUUAGAUGAUGCAGUCACAUAGUAGCUGGUGACCAACAAUAGGUCCGUGCUCCAUUUGUUUCCUUGGUGUCAUGGAGCUCAUGUGCACCAUUGGUUUGGAAUCAAGGUUUUCCAACCUUCCCAGGUGAACCUCCGUGUUUACCAACUCAGUUAAAGGGUCGGACAUAAGCUUUCUUAAACAACAACUCUAAUUGGCGGUGUUAUCACGUUUAUAAACCAACAGGACAUCCAGGAGGUCACAAGUUAUAACAUCUGUUUACUUACGGUAUUUUAAUACAAGAAAUCUCACUCUCAAACGUCACAGUAUAUACACAAACUAAAUCGCCCUGAAACUUAUCAAAUCUUUUGACAUUCCCAAGCCUAAACCUUCUCAAUCGAUAACUCAUGAAAAAUGCUGCAGUUGAAACUCUUAUUGGUUCUUUUUGAGUCCUAGUAUUUCGGUCCAUCUACCACCUGAUAGGACACGUAAGCUAACACAAGUAACCUUGAGCAGUGACGACACAAUCUUAAAUACUCGUGGUCCGUCAAUACAAGCAUUUAUCCUUCCUUCUUGACUUCGGAUGAGAACACCACAAAAUGAGUCUCGAAAAUCUAAUCAUAUUCAAGUUGUUGAAGAGGAUAAGCGAUCAAAACUUCCAUCAAACUGGGAAGUACGACAAAAACGAUUACAAUGGGAGGAAGAAGAUGAAAUAUUUAGAUUGGAAUGUAAUCAACAAAAAAUUGAUCCAGAUCGAAUGCGUGCAUUAAAUGUUAGUGCAGAGAUAGCCGAUCGUCUUGAAACAAGACGAAGAAAAAAAUGUAAUACAGAUGAAGGAUUUUCAACAUAUGCUGAUGCAUCACAUCGUAAAUAUCUUAAAAUGACUAAACAGAUUAAACCAGAUUUGGUUGCUUAUCAAAAGGAGAAAGAAAAACUGGGAGAUUUAGCCUUUCCAACUGCUGAUACAAUAGGAUUAACAGAUCGCAAAGACGCACCUGAAGCUGUUGAGCGUCUAGCUAAACAAAUAAUUGAACAAGGUGUCAAGCGUAAAGCUUACAGUCGGAGACGUCCAUUCGAUGCAGAUGCUGAUAUUGACUAUAUUAAUGAGCGUAACAAACGAUACAAUGAGUUACUUGACCGACAUUAUGGGAAAUAUACAGCUGAAAUUAAACAAAACCUUGAAAGAGGCACAGCCAUAUAAUUUAUUUGGAAAACACUUUGUACAGUUCUUGUAUUGUAGAAGAACUUAUUGUCUAAUUUAUGUUUAUUUUGUCAAGAAAUGGGUUUUGUUUAUCGUAACUUUCAUUUCAUAUCCAGAAAUUGCACAAGGAUGCUGAAUUUUUUUAAACAUUAUUUUCUGAUUUAAGUUGACUAUUUUUUCGAAACAUCCAUUAGCAGUUGAAAUAAUCUCACUUUGAUUUCAGUGUUACGUUAGAACUGAUGUGAUGGUUGUAUUUAAAUCAUAACAAUUAGAUAGUACCUGUUAGAAUCGUUCAUCUUAGCUUCUUCAGGAGAAGCGGCUAAAAAUUGUAUCCUUUGGCAUAUGGUCCUCAAGACAAUAAAAAGAUACAAGUAAGAGAUAAUCUCAUGUAUAUUUGUCUUCAACGUUAAUUGAUGCUAUUAAUGUUGUGACGCAGUAUGCGAGUGUUAGAACUGAUACAUAAUUUGCUUUUCAUAUGAGCUCAACCGGCCACUCGAGUGGAAAGAAUGAAUGAGAAAGGCAGCUUACCGACCAAACCGAAUGACAUAUUGCUUACGCCUGUUACCCUUCGUGAAGCAGCAUAAGCCGCCCACUAGCAUUCUCCAUCCAACUCUGCCGUGGUCAAUCCUUUCCAGUUGAUACUCAUUCUUUUCACGUUCGUUUCCAAUUCUCCACCCAGUGUGUUCUUUGGUCUUCAUCUUUUCCGUUUCCCUUCAGGACUCAGUUAGCGAUUGCCUCACGAUGCAGUUUAAUUUCUGCAAUGUAUAUUCUGUCCAUUCUCAGCAUCUUUUCAGAUGGAAGCUCGUUUGUCCUCUCCAACAGAAGGCUGUUGCUGAUGGUAUCCAGUCAACACACAUUCGACAUCUUGCGUAGACAAUUGUUUGUAGAUACUUUUACCUUUUUUGGUGAUGGUUGUGGUAGUUCUCCAAGUUUCAGCUCCGUAUAGUAAAACUGUCUUGACGCUCGUAUUGAAGAUUCCAAAUUUUAUAUUGGUUGGCAGUUGUUUUGAGCUCUAUAUGUUCUUCAACUAUAGGAGUGCCGCCCCUGCUUUGUCAUUCCUUGCAUUUACGUCUGCAUCGGAUCUUUCUUGUUUAUCAAUGAUGCUGUCCAGGUAUGUGAAAUCUCCCACCCCCUCUAGAGACUCUCCAUCAAAUGUGGUUGGGCUAGUGUUAUCCAUGCUUUGCUUGAGGACGUUGCUUUUUCCCUUGUGUAUGUUGAGGCCUGAUAAUGCAGAGGCUGCUGUUGCAUAUGGAAUAGGAGAGCUAGGUCAUCUGCGAAGUCCAAA
Molecule: messenger RNA, 2737 nt
Organism: Schistosoma rodhaini
Lineage: Eukaryota; Metazoa; Platyhelminthes; Trematoda; Strigeidida; Schistosomatidae
Source: the annotation of a GenBank genome assembly